Molecule: messenger RNA, 5570 nt
Organism: Spirometra erinaceieuropaei
Lineage: Eukaryota; Metazoa; Platyhelminthes; Cestoda; Diphyllobothriidea; Diphyllobothriidae
Source: the annotation of a GenBank genome assembly
AUGCUCGGCGCCUGUAGCAUGGAUUCUACUCUGAUCAUCCUGAAAGGUGCGACCCCUUUGUGUUUUACCGGAGUUGUACUGUUUCAUGGCCCAAAUGGGCGGGUCAGGGCUGAUCCGUCUAGGCACUUCUAUUAUACCUAUGCAAACAAUUCUUGAACCAGGUUAUGUCACAGACGCAUGCCCGCAAGCCGCCUACACGUAUGAAAAGUACACUGUUCUGUCUGCAGAACACAAGGCAACCGAUCAGUCAUCAGAACUGCACCACCUUGGCAGAAUCUCGUCAGCGCGUUCAACUUCAGUGCGUCUAACUUGGGGCGCAGGUGAAUGUCAAACCUGAGCCUCUUUCUACGCAUGCAUUAUUAGUAAUUUAAGCGUGAGUUCAAGGCGCGGUACGCGAUUUACCCACGAACCCACAGCCAUGAUGUGCACCAAGACUUAGGAAACAGCUGGGCAUUGGUUGAUCGAUUUUCAACUCAAAAUAUCGGUCGGAUGUGGUUCGGUAGCCCAACUUGACGUAAACAAACCCCAGUCACCUCCAAUACGGGACCGGUGGUAAUAGGGUUUUCUACAGGUGGGGCCGGAGAACGCACAGACGACGAGGUCAAGUAGCCGUAUCGAAAAGAAAAGCUAUUGGGAGUGCGCGAUUGAACUUCGAAUGGGCGAGAAAUAGUUGCGCUAACCCCUAACCCUAACUCUAGCCCCUAAUCCUAAACCCUAACCUCUAACCCUAACUCUAGCCAUAGCCCCUAACCCUAACUUCUAACCCUUUAACCCCAACCCCAACAGUAUUUUGCCCAUCAGGUAAGGCUGCCAGACCACAUCUUACCAAAAAACCAAGUAGGUAGGAUUGCAAUACCGCCCAAGGCCAAACACUGUCAUAGAUGAACUCACAAGGCAGCCACUGCUUAGGUAAUGCGCACUGUUCAGUUCCUUUUCCGUGCUUACACAGAACUUCUUGUUCCUUUUUCUGUAAAGAAUAAUGAAAAUUACGUUUCAGUCGUCAAUGAGUGUCGCUACUGAAGUGGCGUCUACGGUUUCCGCAGACUUUUGGUGUCUGCACAAACUGACCGAGAUUUCUUCGAGCAAAUUAUAAAAAAUGAAGUCUUCUGCGCAUUUGAAGGGCAGUUCAAUCGUAAGUUUCCUGUUUGAAGGAGUUAAAUAUAUCGAUUUUUUUAAAGAAAGUCGUAUCCAAAACCACAGCCAAUGUAAAUCAGGUGGUACCGACAAAGACAAGGGAGACCGGAAUGGCCAUUUCUGGCUUAUUAGCCGUUAUCAGCCAGUCAUACCCAACUCAAAGUGUGGAUCACUUGAGAUUCGAACCCGGGAUCUUUGGUCAUGGAGUUUGACGCUCUACCAUUGAGCCACGGGCCCGUACUCCUGUCGGUUGUGAUCGGGAAUAUUAAUUAUGAUAGUGGGCGUUCACCGAUCAGGUUACGGGUUCGAAUCUCAAGUGAUCCACACUUGGGGUUGGGUAUGACCGGCUGAUGACGGCUAAUAAGUCAGAAAUGGCCAUUCCGGUCUCUCUUGUCUUUGUCGGUACCACCUGAUUUACAUCAUUCUACUAGUCCCUGUGCAACUACCUGCGAGGGUUCUAGUAUGAGCCCCAAGGCACAACGGAACGAGCAUGUUCCGUAACCCGAUCGGUGAGCGCCCACUAUCAUAACCACAGCCAAAGUUUUCCCCAGCAAGAGGCCGUCCGAUGGGCAUAAAUGAUGGUGCGGGAGUACUCAAAACGCCACAAAUGCCAGACCAAAUUCCGGGUGACAGGAGAAGACAGACGUCACCAGACUGCGGGGGUUUAUUGUACACAGGAACCUGAGUUGUUCUCUCGGGCGGCAGUAGCCGACGGCGAGACCGGGACAUAUGCUGACGGUGUUAAGUCGCGCCUCAGAAUGAGUGAGACGAUUGGUGGCAGUUGGUUUUGCAGGUUCAAGUGUUGUCCAAUUGCGUGCUUGCAUGCGCCUAGGGGCGGCGCGUUCACAAUCGGCGCAGGGGCAGUUGCGACUGUGUGGAGGACGUCCGUGUGUCUGGAGUGAAGUCGAUCGAUUGGCUGCAGGCCAAGGAGUCUGGGGGACUGCACGCCGGCAAGGUGAAUGACCUUGAGGUGGCAGGGCCUUGGGCAUGGUCGCCGUCAGCAACAGUAUAGCAGUAGAUAGGACCAUGUCACCUUACUGGCACAUGCUCCCAUCCUGCGGACUGCGUUACACGGACCACGUCCCCGCCUGCGGAGCCGUUCGUCUUACCAUAAUGUAGAUGUCGUGGGUGUGCUCCCUGCGUAGACACCAAAUAUUAGUAAAAAUCCCACGAGCGAACCGUUUCGCAUUACUUAUUUUCGGAGGACUCGGAUGGACUGGAUCACAUUGUUAAAAUUCCGGUUGCUUGUUCCUGACCACACGGCGUACCCGACGGCAAACGACCUCUCACAUUGGGUCACGGCCUUCUCCAUCCCAGCUUAACUCAGUUCUUAGGACGGGAACAUGCGUUAGAAGGGUAUAUACGUCAUUGGUAGCAUUAUCCAAUCUACCUGCGAUCAUGUGAUGGCCUCAGAAAUCGAAAUUUGAGGUACAAAUUACCCUAAAAUCCCAUGCUUAAAAUGAGCGUAUUCCUAUAUAAUGCGUGCGAAACUAUCUCAGAAGAAUUAACAGCCACGCAUUAAUUAAGUAUUCUAGUAGAUGCGCUAUCAUGUGAAAUGCUGGCUGAAAUCCUGAAAGUUGUUUUUUAUUCUGAAUGAUUACUUUAGUUGGGUUGCAAAAUUAUCUAUCGCCCUGUAGUCAGUUUAAGUCAGUUUAUUAAGGGAAUGAGGCUUUCGCCCUUGAGCUCCCUACCCAUAUCGAUAAACAGAAAUAAAGUCAUCAAUUACAUCAGCAAAUGCGGAAAGUUAAAAAAUUAGCGGUAUGUGAGAGCCAGGCGCAAACUGCCGUCGCUAAAACAAUCGUUAUUAUAUGUACUGUAGUUUCUCAACAAAUGAGCAUCUAGUCUACACUUAAAGGAAUCGACACUUUCGGAAAGAACCCCUGCAUCAGGGAGUCCGUUCCAUGCCCCAAUGACCCAGGGAGAGAAGGCGUUCCGUCGGACGUUCGAAUGAGCCAGAUUCCUCUGCAGUUUGAAGGGAUGACCACGCAGACGGUCAGUCCCGGCCAAUUCGAAGAAUUCAUUAAAGUCUAGGGCACACUCACGACCUCUGACAAUCCUGUAGGUUUAAAUGAGAUCGCCGCGCAGUUGCCUGUAAUUUAGAGGAAACAGAUUUAGUUCGGUCAGCCUGGUGUCGUAAGGCAGAUGAUUAAGAUUCUUGCCCAUCUUCGUAGCCAUCGCCUGUACUCUUUCCAGUCGUUGAUAAUCUUUCUUCGACCACGGUCGCCGGACCUAGACUGCGUACUCUAAAUGGGACCGGACGAAUGCCCCAUAGGUUUUUCCGAACAGCUCUUUAUCGAUCCUCGCCUCAGCGCAAAUAACAUCCUUAUGGCACUUUUGUAAAGAUAUUCCAACCACGACAGAAUGCUGACUUUCGGAUGAACUUUUCCUCACCCGUUUGAAUAAACUAUAUUCUGUAAAAAUGACUACUUAAGUUGCAUGAAUUUUCCCGAUGGUUUCUGAUGCCCUUGUAAACUUGAAUAUUUUUCACAGAAAACAUGGACAAAAGCAUUCCUUCUUUUGCCCAUUUGGUAGCAAGUUAAAUCCUUAAAUUCUAUGCUUGAAGAAAGGCCAUCUUUAGGUUUAAAAAACCUUUUUCAAUUUUCAAAUAAUUUGAACUCGAUCUGCCGUUACACUUGCACCAGGACUUCCGAACUACAAACUGUAAUCUUUUCGUGCUAGCAAAAUAAUUCCUUUUAAAUGCUGUUAUGAAGAGUGCAUAUAGGGCUCAUAAAAGUUUGUAAGGAAUAUGGACCACUUUAUUUACUUUGUGGGCAGCAUUAAUAAAUGUGCGAAUACGAUGCUGUAUCAUAGGACAUUUCAUGAUCCUAAAAAAUCUCGUGAUUAAUAACUUUCAAAAACCGAAAAGUACUUUACCUCUAAGCAUAAAAUCUGAAGAAGACUUCAAUUGCUUGAAGAAGGAGACACGAUCGCCGGGACAAGAGCUUUAAUAGUCUGACGUUUCGGAUUCCUACUCGAAUCCAUCAUCAGAGAAAAAAGCAGAAAGGGAUGGUUGUUGCACAAGGGGCUGCGGUAUUUAUAGGAUGCAGUAGCUAUGCUACCGCAUACCUAUGAACACUGGAGAACAAAUUUCGGAGGCUGCCCAAUCCAACGUCGCCCAGAAACGACAAACGGGUGCACAACCUGUCAUCAAAGGAGCUGACGAAGGGUCAGAUGCAGGUUUUGCGGCACGAAGCUUCAUUUAACACGGCUGACGCCAAACCUGUUAACAUGAUUGCAGCAUUGGAAUCAAUCCUUUGUCAGACGGAGGCAACGGAGGAGACUAAGAGCCACAUCCGACACCAAGUGUCGUCUCUCCUGAUGGCCCACAGGCCGCGGGAAGUGCUUUUCAAGGUCGAACGUGAUGCACUUAGAGAACUCAAGGCGGACAAAGACCUGGUCAUCGUGCCAGCGGACAAAGGACGCGCCAUAGUUUUACUGGAGAGGAUAGACUACCUUCAAAAAGCCAAAGGUUUACUGGAGGACCGACAGUUCUAUGUCCCAUGUGCAACGAACCUUUAAAAGCGUUGACUCGCGAAAUUAAUGCUACAUUUUUGGCCUUAGAGAACUCGGGUGCAAUAACACCGACCGACAGGCGCAUAAGGAGACCCCAAGAUACGGCUUUGGCCCAAUUCCAUGGCCUCCCUAAGAUGCACAAAUAAGGCGCUCCUCUCCGGCCCAUCGUGUCGCUCAAAGGGACUCCAACGUACGGAUUGGCCAAGUGGCUGUGCCGGCGUCUCAAGUUCCUGACCGCUGAGUCAGGCACCACGGUCUCUUCGUCAGCACAAUUCCUGGAGAAACUCAAAGAGGUAAGCAUCCAUCCAAAUGAGGUCAUGCUAUUUUUUGAUGUUACACCCUUUUUUACUUCUAUUCCCCAGGACCUGGCGAUCGAGACAAUUGAACUGCUACUACAAAGCAAAUACGAUGAAACGGAGAACAGUCUUGGACACGCCCAAGUCCUUCAGCUCCUGAAGCUCUGUCUCAGGACGUACUUCACGUUCGACGGGACAAUCUACGAACAGGUGAAGGGCACACCAAUGGGUUCGCCGAUUUCGGGAUUCAUCGCCGAGGCGGUCCUGCAACGGUUAGAGUCGCUGGUCCUCCAACACCACAGACCGAAAUUCUGGGCCUGGUAUGUGGAUGACACCUUCGUCGUCAUCGAACGGGAUCAGGUGUUGACAUUCCAAGAACAUCUCAACGCCGUCUUCCCGGACAUUCAAAUUACGAUAGAGGAGGAAGAGAACAACCAGCUGGCCUUCCUGCAUGUCCUCGUAUGCCGCAAAGGCUGUGGUGAACUAAAAACCAAAUUGUUCAGGAAAGCGACAAAUACGAUGCAUGCACUGAACUUCAACAGUAACCACCCAAUCAGCCACAAACGCAGCUGUGUAAGGACGCUCUAUCGGCGUGUCGAAACGCACUGCAGUGAGCCGGAAGACUAA